AGGGUCUGUUUACCGUAUCUCAACCGCCUGCCCUACAAGAUUGCGGCGUCUUUGCGACAAACCUCGAAGCCCCACCGGUGCGCUCUACUUGACCGGAGUUCCGCGUGUCCGCUGUCGCGUGUUCCGUCGCCACGAUGAACCUGUCAAUGGACUCGUCCGAGCUGUACCAGCGGAGGGCCGAGCAGCUCCGCAGGGCCGUGCAGGGUCUCUCACUAUUGGAGUCGACGUCUGACGCGACGUCGGAUACGAGCGGGGACUACGCAAACGUGACGGCAACGUCGAAAGGCGUCAACGCAAAUGGCGGCGCCCCGCGAAAGAGCAGCGGCAGGGAAGAGGAACCGCCACCGUUGCCGCCGCCGCCGCCGCCGCCGCCCGUACACUUGACACCACUCAAGAAUGCCGUGCCUUCCGCGAACCGCGCCUCCGGAGUCACCGUGCUGCCCAUGCUUGACGUGAUGGCGUGCUGCAAGUGCGGCCACGGGUUCGGCCCUUCGGAGCAGAUCGUCAAUUCCUGUGGCCAGGUCUGGCACCCUGAAUGUUUUGUAUGCGCGCAAUGUUUCCAGCGGUUUCCCGGGGACGUCUACUAUGAGUUCGGGGGCCGCAACUACUGCGAGCACGACUUCCGCGUGCUCUUCAUGCCGACGUGCGCCCAUUGCAACGAGGGAAUCACCGGCCGCCUGAUUAGGGCCCUGGGAAGGGACUGGCACGCGCGCUGUCUCUGCUGCCGACGCUGCGGCGAGUGCCUCUCGGACCAAGGGCUGCUGAGCAUACACCGCAGACCUUACUGCAGGAAAUGUUACAACGUCAUACAAGCGGAAUACAUUGGAAAGCUGCUAUGCGCAAAGUGCGAGGAAGUAAUCGACGAGAACCCACUGAGACGAAAUGGCGAAGUGUACCACCCUUAUCACUUCAACUGCGUUAAAUGCAGCGUGGAGCUCACGAGCGAAGGGCGCGAGGUCAACGGCGAGAUGCACUGUCUCAAGUGUCACGACAAGAUGGUCACCUCGGUGUGCGCAGCCUGCCGGAGACCCAUCGAAGACGCGCGCGUAGCCUGCGCGCUUGGAAAGAAGUGGCACGUUGAGCACUUCGUGUGCGCGCACUGCGAGAAGCCGUUCCUCGGCCGCAAGCACUACGAGAAGAACGGCCACGCUUACUGCGAGACGCACUUCGAGCAGCUCUUCGGAUUCGUCUGCUUCGUGUGCAACCUGCCGUCGGCCCAAGGCUACAAGUCUCUGAACAAAAUGUGGUGCCCGCCGCACUUCUGCUGCUCCUACUGUGACAGGCCUCUUGCUACGAAGUCCAGGUUUCUCGACGUCGACUUGAGGCCCGUAUGUAAGAAAUGCUUCGAGAAGUUUCCCAGCGAGCUGAAAAAGCGCCUUCUCAAGACGACGGAGAAAAGCCGCCUUCCGAACAAGUAGAAACACGUGUCUAAAAAAAAUUGGGCUUUUUAACGUAGAAAAUUAAGAGAUAUAAAUUUAUCGUGCUCUUGCAACUGAGAUUGGAAGAAAGGUCUUUAUGUUUUAAAGACUCACUAACACUAUUAGUAAGAUGCAUAUUAUAUUAAAUCAGAAUUAGUGCUAAGACUGUUGCGCAGACUUGUAGGUAACUAACGGCGGUGCUGUCGGAUCAGCAAUAACGACGAAUAUGUAAGCGUUAUGUAUGGGUCAGGCGUAAGUGUUUCGACAGAAGAAAAUAAAAGAGGGGGUUGUAAUAAUAAACAGAGCGUUUGCUCUACGCUUACAGCGUUCAGUCUGCGUAAAUUUAUCCUGUCACUUCGGUGCACUCUGUCUUGAACUCGAUUGUGCUGCUCACUUAUCAUUUACUGUCAAUUAUACUAUCAGUUACUGUAAGCAUAACAGUGACCAGAGUGUCUCCAAGUGCGCUAAUGAUGUUCAACGCAGUGUGUACGUGACACAGAAUAUCCCGCACCCUGAAAAUGAGGCCACAAAGAUGAUUAACUAUUAAAAUCACUAAAGUUGUACCACUGACGUUUGAAAGUUUAGCUGCAUAUACCAAGGAAGAGCUAAGAUUGAAGCGCCUGCAUCUACUGAGCCCUUUGAAAAAGCUACACGUUUCAAUCCAUCAUGUAUGCCAGCGAGGAACACAUUCAAAGCAUGUGCGCGAUGUGAUCCAGGCUUUAGCGUUUCCGUGCCUCCUUGAGACACCAAGGAAUACCAGAACCUCAAGACGCUGACCUGCAAUACCGGGCUUCUCUGAGAAAUGCAUACACAGCAGCCAUGAACGUCUCGUAUGAGACCCGCUCCAUCAAUGACGUCAGCUAGCUGGCUCUAGGUGCGACGCCAGUAUUACAUAUUCGCUUUCUUUCUUUCCGAUGCCCCCCAGAAAGGGGGCGUGUAAUGAGGUCACGAACGUGAAGCGAAACUCGCAAGCAAUACCUGUGUGUCUGCCCGGCUUCCGGGAAUACGUGCGAGCGCGAAAGGUUUAUAGGUAUGACAAUAAGCAAAUGCACUACAGAUGCAUACUAGCCCUUGCACUACAGUGUAUACACCCUUGACACGCAUCGCGUACCCUUGAUACAAACCCUGUUCCCGAGGCACACAUCGGUAAGCACGGUCUGCUUCACGGACGUCAUUUCUAAGCGCAGUCUUCUGCGAGCUAUCGCGCGAUUUUCUUAUACUUUUGGUUAUUGUUUUUUGCUACCGUUUCGUGCUGGUGAACAACUCAGUUGUGAAUUGGAAUAAAAACUUCUUUGAGAAGGAACUGCUAUGAUUUUGGUACAACGUGCAACAAGGAAAAAAAAAAAAGAACGGCAAAUGAUCUUGAGAACACAACAAAAGCGAGGUGACUCGUCUAUUGUUAUCUAGCUUAUGAGCCUAUGGCAUCAACGUCGGCUUCGACCUCGUUUUCCACUCCACCUCAUGGCUUU
Messenger RNA from Dermacentor silvarum, 2887 nucleotides. RefSeq names its product LIM and senescent cell antigen-like-containing domain protein 1. The coding region runs from base 135 to 1418 and encodes 427 amino acids. The transcript has 10 exons. NCBI's taxonomy places the organism in Eukaryota, Metazoa, Arthropoda, Arachnida, Ixodida, Ixodidae. Gene Ontology annotation, biological process: cell-cell junction organization; cell-cell adhesion; positive regulation of substrate adhesion-dependent cell spreading. The record is from RefSeq and is a predicted model, not a curated record. Gene Ontology annotation, cellular component: focal adhesion; cell-cell junction; cytoplasm.